Acytostelium subglobosum LB1 is the source of this 735-nucleotide messenger RNA. RefSeq lists its product as hypothetical. The record is from RefSeq and is a predicted model, not a curated record. Gene Ontology annotation, cellular component: cytoplasm. Gene Ontology annotation, biological process: signal transduction. The transcript has 3 exons. Lineage: Eukaryota; Evosea; Eumycetozoa; Acytosteliales; Acytosteliaceae. The annotation marks the transcript as partial.
AUGUCAAGAGAGGAUAACGUUUACAUGGCCAAGCUCGCUGAGCAAGCCGAGAGAUACGAAGAGAUGGUCCAGUCAAUGAAGCUGGUUGCCGAGCUGGACGUUGAGCUGACCGUUGAGGAGCGUAACCUGUUGUCUGUUGCCUUCAAGAACGUCAUUGGUGCCCGUCGUGCCUCCUGGAGAAUUAUCUCAUCCAUCGAGCAGAAGGAGGAGAGCAAGGGUAACGAGAGCAACGUCAAGAAGAUCAAGGGAUACAAGACCAAGGUCGAGAAGGAGCUCUCUGACAUCUGCCACGACAUCCUCGACGUCCUCGACAAGAACCUGAUCCCAUCCAGCACCACUGGCGAGUCCAAGGUGUUCUACUACAAGAUGAAGGGAGACUACUUCCGUUACCUCGCCGAGUUUGCCAGCGGAGCCGUCCGCAAGGAGAGCGCCGAGAACUCUUUGAUCGCCUACAAGAGCGCCAGCGACGUCGCCGUCACCGAGUUGGCCCCAACACACCCAAUCCGUCUUGGUUUGGCUCUCAACUUCUCUGUCUUCUACUACGAAAUCCUCAACUCACCAGACCGUGCCUGUGGUUUGGCCAAGCAAGCCUUUGACGAUGCUAUCGCCGAGCUCGACACCCUGUCCGAAGACUCAUACAAGGACUCCACUCUGAUCAUGCAGUUGCUCCGUGAUAACCUGACUCUGUGGACAUCUGACAUUCAGACCAGCGACAAGCAGGAGACGCAUGAUGAG